Rotaria socialis is the source of this 456-nucleotide messenger RNA. Lineage: Eukaryota; Metazoa; Rotifera; Eurotatoria; Philodinida; Philodinidae. The record is from the annotation of a GenBank genome assembly.
AUGAUGAUUGGUGUAGACUUUGCUGAAAUUAACAAAACUACAAGAUAUCAACUACUUUGCAGCGCUGUUGUUCCUCGACCGAUUGCUUUUAUCAGUACAAUUGAUAGUAAAACAGGUAUAAAAAAUCUGGCUCCGCUAUCAUUUUUUAAUUGUGUUACGAGUGAACCACCUACGGUUAUGUUUUCUUUAACUAGAAAACAUGAUGGAAGUAAGAAGGACACGUUGGUCAAUAUUGAAAAUGAAAAGGACUUUGUAAUUAAUCAUGUAACACGGGAGAUAUUCCCACAAGUUUUUGAUGCCUCCGCUGAAAUGCCAGCAGACGAAGAUGAAUUCAAUGUGGUUGGUUUAACUGCUGUCGCUGGUGUCAAGGUAAAAUCACCGAGGGUAAAAGAAUCGCCGAUUCAUAUUGAAUGUGAACUAUAUAAUACCAUGGAAGUCGGAGAUGGAAACUAUUGA